UGAACAAUUACUUUACUCCAUUGUCCCUUCGAUCUCUCGUGGUCCCCUCGAGCGUUAGCAGCUAGUGACCUUUCCCACGCACUUAGCCGUGACUUGUUGGUGUCAAUCUAACUCGUUGAUCCAAUCGCAUGGCUGGCUCGCUAGCUGCAGAGAUGGCGUCGCUCAACGUCGCCAGCGCAAAUGCCGCGGUUCGUUUGGGGUCGCGUCAGUCGAUCCGCGGAGCGAGAGUGCAGGGGGUGCAGAACGGGUGCAAGGUGGCCAUGACGGCCACUGCUGCUCGCCCGUCCGCGUCGGCCGACGUGAAGAAGCACAAGGCGGUGUCGGGGCAGCGCGCGCACACCAUCAGCCCGGAGGCCCUGGAGCUCGUGCAGUCGCUCGAGGGGUGGGCGGAGGAGACGCUGCUGCCGCUGCUCAAGCCCGUCGAGUCCGCGUGGCAGCCGUCCGACUUCCUCCCGUCGCCCGAGAAGGACAGCUUCCUCGACGAGGUUAGAGAGCUGCGCGAGCGGGCGAAGGAGUUACCCGACGAGUACUUCGUGUCGCUGGUGGGCGAUAUGAUCACGGAGGAGGCGCUGCCAACGUACCAGACGAUGCUCAACACGCUGGACGGCACACGCGACGAGACGGGCGCGAGUCCCACGCCGUGGGGCGUGUGGACGCGGCAGUGGACGGCGGAGGAGAACCGCCACGGCGACCUGCUCAACCGCUACCUCUACCUCACGGGCCGCGUCAACAUGCGCGCUGUCGAGAAGACCAUCCAAUAUUUGAUUGGAUCCGGCAUGGACCCCAAGACGGAGAACAACCCUUACCUGGGCUUCCUGUACACGUCGUUCCAGGAGCGCGCGACGGCCAUCUCGCACGGCAACACGGCGCGGCACGCCGUGUUCAAGGGCGAGAAGAACCUGGGGCGCAUCUGCGGGCUCAUCGCGGCGGACGAGAAGCGCCACGAGCGCGCGUACCAGGCCAUCGUGGGCAAGCUGUACGAGCUGGACCCCAACGGCGCCAUGCUCGCCUUCGAAGACAUGAUGAAGAAGCAGAUCGUGAUGCCGGCUCACCUGAUGUACGAUGGCGAGAACGACCACCUGUUUGACGCGUUCACCAUGGUGGCGCAGCGCACAGGCGUGUACACGGCCAGUGACUACGCCAGCAUCAUCGAGCACCUCAUCGCCAGAUGGGACGUCGAGAAGGUCGAGGGGCUCAACGCCGACGGGCGCAGGGCGCAGGAGUAUGUGUGCAAGUUGCCGCCGCGCAUCCGCAAGCUGGCGGAACGGGCAGCGGACAAGCUGAAGAAGGGGGGGCCGCGGUCAGGCAAGAUUAGCUGGGUGUUCAACCGGGAGGUGGUGCUGGUGUAAGCACCCUCCCUACCAUUCGCAUCUUCAAGGGCUUAGAGGCUUUUCUGUGCAGGAAAGACAUUUAGGCCCUUCUGCCUAGCUACUUAUGGCUUUGCUUUGGGUUAGUCCAGGGCUGUAGGAGGUGGGUCCUUAGCAGCCCUCCUGGAUUUAGGCUUGUCUUCUGAACUUGUAAACAUCUGUGAUUAUUUCAAACCCCAGUGAGCACUUGGUCUAAACCAUUUUGUGUGUGGUGAUCCUUGAUCCUCGACCUUUUG
Molecule: messenger RNA, 1603 nt
Organism: Closterium sp. NIES-67
Lineage: Eukaryota; Viridiplantae; Streptophyta; Zygnematophyceae; Desmidiales; Closteriaceae
Source: the annotation of a GenBank genome assembly